This is a messenger RNA of Cryptomeria japonica (Japanese cedar), 6441 nucleotides long. RefSeq names its product ABC transporter B family member 20. The transcript has 12 exons. Gene Ontology annotation, molecular function: ABC-type transporter activity; ATP hydrolysis activity; ATP binding. Gene Ontology annotation, biological process: transmembrane transport. Lineage: Eukaryota; Viridiplantae; Streptophyta; Pinopsida; Cupressales; Cupressaceae. Gene Ontology annotation, cellular component: membrane. Bases 301 to 4497 code for a protein of 1398 amino acids. The record is from RefSeq and is a predicted model, not a curated record.
AACGCUACUCUUGGAGACCACUCUCUAAAUUUGGAUGCCUAGGACGGACUGAACGACGCCAGUUUGUCAGAAAGCUGCUCUAAAUUGGGUGACUAACAAAAACGGGAACAACAAAGCCAGGGGCUACCAAACUCCCAACUAUAAAUUCCGAGCUUAUCUUUGACCGCGGGUGAGGAUCUAUGAUAGUCAGCAGCUUGUGCGGGGCGUCGAACUCGUGACGUAUUCGAGCUUAAAGCUGCAGCUAUUUCUUCGUUAGAACCCUUGGAUGGCAUAAAAUUUUUAGGGCCUGCAACGAGAAAAAUGAUGUCCAAGGGUUUUUUUGGGUGGUCGCCACCGCACAUACAGCCAUUAACGCCUGUUUCAGAGGUCUCGGAGCCGCCUGAGUCGCCGUUGCCGAAUUUUGUGGAGGGUGCACAGAUCCCUGACGAUGAUGAGGGCCUCAUUGAUUUCACUGAAGAAGAAAUGGACCCUCCCCCUGCGGCUGUGCCUUUCUUAAGGCUUUUUGCGCACGCCUCUGCCUUUGAUUGGUUUCUUAUGGUCCUCGGUUCACUGGCUGCUGCUGCGCACGGUGCUGCUCUAGUCGUUUAUCUUCACUUUUUUGGACAGAUCAUUGAUUUGUUCACUCUUCUCGGCCCUCCCUUUGAAAGACAUGAACUGUAUCACAAUUUUACCAAGCAUGCUCUGUAUAUUGUUUAUAUAGCUGCAGGCGUAUUUGUUGUUGGGUGGAUUGAGGUAUCCUGCUGGAUUCUAACUGCAGAGAGACAGACAGCUGUCAUUAGAGCCAAGUAUGUUCAAGUAUUGUUAAAUCAGGACAUGAGUUUUUUUGAUACUUAUGGAAAUAAUGGAGACAUUGUAAGCCAAGUGUUAGGGGAUGUGCUUCUAAUUCAAUCUGCACUUAGUGAGAAGGUUGGCAAUUAUGUCCAUAACAUGGCAACAUUUUUUGGAGGCCUUGCUGUGGGAUUUAUAAAUAGCUGGCAGAUAGCUCUUUUGACAUUAGCUACUGGUCCAUUCAUUGUGGCCGCUGGUGGAAUAUCAAAUAUUUUUCUCCAUAGACUUGCUGAAAAUAUUCAAGAUGCAUAUGCAGAAGCAGCCAGUAUUGCAGAGCAGGCAGUUGGAUACAUACGGACAUUGUAUGCCUUUACAAAUGAGACAUUAGGAAAACAUUCAUAUGCAAAUUCACUCCAGGCUACGUUGAGCUAUGGUGUACAAAUAAGUCUUGUGCAAGGGCUUGGACUUGGCUUCACAUAUGGGUUGGCUAUAUGUUCUUGUGCACUGCAGCUUUGGUUUGGAAGGCUUUUGAUCUCAAAAGGGAAAGUGAGUGGUGGUGAGGUUAUUGCAGCCCUUUUUGCAAUAAUUUUGAGUGGCCUAGGUCUGAAUCAAGCAGCUACAAACUUUUAUUCAUUUGAGCAAGGCAGGAUUGCAGCACACAGACUUUUUGAGAUGAUAAGCCGGUCACCUGCAAGCAAUAAUCGAGAUGGGAAAGUAUUAAAUGGUGUUCAAGGAGUUAUUGAGUUCCGUAAUGUCUACUUUAGUUAUCUCUCUCGUCCUGAUAUCCCAAUAUUAAGUGGAUUUUAUCUCACUGUACCUGCCAAAAAAACUGUAGCCAUUGUUGGCAGGAAUGGUUCUGGUAAAAGUAGUAUUAUUCCAUUGAUGGAGAAUUUUUAUGAUCCUACUUUGGGAGAAAUUCUGCUGGAUGGAGAAAAUAUCAAAAAUCUUAACAUUGAGUGGUUACGAAAACAGAUAGGAUUAGUAACUCAGGAGCCUGCUCUUUUAAGUUUAAGCAUCAAGGAUAAUAUUAUUUAUGGACGGGCAAAUGCAACUAUGGAUCAAGUUGAAGAGGCAGCGAAAAUUGCACAUGCUCACACAUUCAUUAGCUCACUUCCCAAUGGAUAUGAUACUCAGAUUACCAGAAGUGGGCUAUCUUUGACUGAGGAACAAAAAAUAAAAAUUGCUAUUGCUAGAGCUGUGCUGUGCAAUCCUUGCAUUCUGCUGCUUGAUGAAGUGACUGGUGAACUUGAUAUUGAGGCAGAACGUGCUGUUCAAGAAGCUUUAGACAUACUGAUGUUGGGGCGUUCAACUAUUAUCAUAGCUCGUCGUCUUAGCCCAAUUCGUAAUUGUGAUUAUAUAGCAGUUAUGGAAGAGGGCCAGCUUGUUGAAAUGGGCACACAUGAUGAAUUGUGCACUGCUGAUGGCUUAUAUGCUGAACUCAUUCAAUCUGAAGAGGUGGCCAAGCUUCCUAAAAGGACUCCAGUCAGAAGUUAUAAAUUGGCAAGUUUUGAAAUAGAAAAGGAUAUAUCUGCUACUCAAAGCCAGGAUCCAUCUCCUGUAAUGUCAAAGUCACCAUCUGUUCAAAGAUAUAAUGGAGACUAUGGUUUAAGGCAGCCUGAUGUGAAUUCUGAUGCAUGCAAUUCAGCAAAAUUACAGGGUUCACCAUCAGAGAAAACACAAGAAAAUGUAGCUCUAUCAGAUGCACUCAUGAGAAUGCCUUCUGUGAGGAGACAAGAUAGCUUUGGCAUGUGUUUGCCAUCAUUACCUAGACUAGAUAUGCAGAAAAUUCAAUGCCAAUCAACGAAUAAUUCAGAUCCAGAGUCACCUGUUUCACCUCUUUUGUCAUUCGAUGCCAAAAAAGAACAAUCACCCUCAAAGAGAUGCAGAAAAUCUUCUUCUUGCUUUGAUCAAUCAGGCGUCGAAGAGGAAACCUCAAAAAAUUCCCAAAUUCUUCAGCCACCAUCUGUAUGGAGACUUGCAAAAUUAAGCUCUCCAGAAUGGCUUUAUGCUCUUCUUGGUAGUGUAGGAGCUGCCAUUUUUGGAUCUUUCAAUCCGCUACUUGCAUUGAUUCUUGUUCAGAUUGUGGAGGCAUAUUCAAGAAUACAUGGGAAGCAUGCCAAACAUGAGGUAGAAAAGUGGUGCUUGUUAAUUACAAGUAUGGGUGUGGCAACUGUGAUAGCAAACUUUUUGCAACACUUUUACUUUGGUAUAAUGGGGGAGAAGAUGACAGAACGCAUUCGUAGAAUGAUGUUUUCAGCAAUAUUGCGAAAUGAGGUUGGCUGGUUUGAUGAAGAAGAAAACAAUGCAGAUUCAUUGUCUAUGCGAUUGGCAAACGAUGCCACCUUUGUUAGAGCAGCAUUUAGCAAUCGCAUGUCAAUUCUUGUCCAAGAUGCUACAUCCGUCAUUGUUGCUAUUGCCAUUGGAGUGAUGCUGGAGUGGCGCUUGGCACUUCUGGCAUUGGCCACCUUACCCCUUAUUUUGGUUUCAGCAUUUGCACAGAAAAUGUGGCUUGCUGGAUUCUCAGGGGGUAUCCAAGAAAUGCAUAGGAAGGCUUCCUUAGUUCUGGAGGAUGCAGUUAGAAAUAUUUAUACUGUUGUUGCAUUUUGUGCUGGAAAAAAGGUGAUGAAACUCUAUAAAGUACAGUUGGACUGUAUUCUUACACAGAGCAUUUAUUAUUCACAGCUAAAAGGAAUUGCUUUUGGUGCAUCACAAUUUCUUCUUUUUGCAUGUAAUGCUUUUCUGCUAUGGUAUGCAUCCAUGGCUAUCAAGAGGGGCCAUGGUGACAUUGCUAGAAUCUUGAAAGAAUACAUGAUACUUUCAUUUGUAUCUUUUGCACUGGUAGAACCUUUUGGAUUAGCUCCAUACAUUUUGAAACGCCGCAAGUCACUUGUUUCAGUUUUUGGAAUUAUUGAUCGGAAACCUAAGAUUGAUUCAGAUGAUGCAUCUGGAUUGAAGCUUCCUAAUGUGUAUGGAACAAUUGAGCUGAAAAAUGUUGAUUUCCAUUAUCCAACCCGUCCAGAAGUGACAAUUUUAAGUAAUUUCAACCUCAAAGUGAAUGGUGGUCAAACUGUUGCUGUAGUGGGAGCUUCUGGAUCAGGUAAAAGCACAUUAAUUGCACUUCUUGAGCGCUUUUAUGACCCGGUUGCUGGUCAAAUUUUUCUGGAUGGGAAAGAUAUCAGGACGUUAAACUUGCGCUGGCUUCGAAGUCAUAUGGGUCUUGUUCAACAAGAGCCUGUUCUCUUCUCUACUUCCAUACGGGAAAAUAUAAUUUAUGCUAGACACAAUGCAAGUGAAGCUGAGAUGAAGGAAGCAGCGCGGAUAGCAAAUGCACAUCACUUCAUAAGCAGCUUGCCACAUGGAUAUGAUACCCAUGUCGGUAUGAGGGGCAUUGAUCUCACUCCUGGUCAGAAGCAAAGAAUUGCUAUUGCUAGAGUUGUUUUGAAGAAUGCACCAAUAUUGCUGUUGGAUGAGGCAAGCUCUAAUGUGGAGUCAGAGUCUAGCCGUGUGGUGCAAGAAGCUUUAGGUACGUUGAUACUGGGGAACAAGACAACACUUAUCAUUGCACAUCAUUUUGCAAUGAUGCGGCAUGUAGACACAAUUGUUGUAUUAAAUGAUGGCCGUAUUAUUGAAGAGGGUACUCAUGAUUUUCUGAUGGAAAAGAAUGGUCUUUAUGUGCGUCUGAUGCAGCGUCAUUUUGCUAAAUCCCGUUGGCAACAUAGAUUGUUUUAGUGUUUGCAAGGAGAGUGGGAACAAUUACAUUCUAUUUCUUCCAGAGCAGAGCCAUUCUAUUGCAAAACUGGCUAUGUUAAUUUCUGGCAAAUAUUUGUUACUAGGAACUGUGCUUCAUAUUCUCAAAUGAGGUUAAUCACUUUAUCAGCUACUUUGUCAUGAAGGACAGUUCCUCUUGGUUGAGGUGAUCCUAUGCUGAAAGAUUCUGAAAAAUAUGGUUGAAUAUUUCAGAUCCUUGUGAUGACAAUGCUCUCUGCUUUGGUUGGUAAUUGUACACUCUUUUCUCUUCAGGUUGGCUAGAAGGAAACUGUCCUCCUUACUUCAGUGAAGAAAAGAACAUGUUGGAUUGAGAUAUUCAAAUGUUGACAGAGAUUUAAUUGUUAUUGAACUUUGCAACAUUGGCUCUUUUGAUGCAUGAUGCAAGUCAUGGAUCUAAGGUUCUCAAGUAGGGAGCAAAUGAGUUAUCUCUUGUCAAUUUUGAGAGCCAAGGAUACCUGGAAUCUAUCCUAGGCACCUAAGUGAUGACAUCCUCUCAUGAAGUACAUGGUGCAUUGGAUUCAUUCCAUGUAUUUUCUCAAAAAGUCAGUAUCUUCAUUGGGAUUUGUGGAUUUAAUUGAACUUGAAGUUGGCUCAACUCGUUUGGCUCUAUGUUGUGUCAGCUUGUCUCUGCUAGUGAUAUUUUGUUGGCACCUAAUUGGCGGCAACCCUUUAUGGGGUACAUGUACAUGUACAUGGUUGGUUGGAUUUACUCCCAUGUAUCUUCUUAGAAAUUUACCAUGUUCAUUGCGAUUCUUGUAUUUAAUUGAACUUGACAGUGUAGGUCAAUUCUUUUGGCCUCGUGUCAGCUUGCCUCUGCUGGCUGGAUUUCAUUGGCAUGGAUAUCAGUAUUAUAUUCUUGUACCAGAUACAGCAUUUUCUUCUCAUGUAGCAUACACCUCUCCCUGAAAGUUCAAUCAUUUUUUAAUUCUGCUCGAGGAUCAGCUUGCAAGCGAGUUCAUGUCUGCUGGAAGAGGCAUGCAUGAUUGUUGUGUCUGCAAAAACUGAUUUAAUUGCCUAAAUAUUCCAUGACUUGUUUAUGCAGGUUUAUGGCAUAUUGAAACUACUGGGUGUAGUCAGUAUAUGGGAGGUUCAAUGUUCAUUACAUGUUGAGGAAAUUCAGCUCCAGUUCUACAAAUUUUGAUUCAAUUAUAUCCUUUUGCUUGUUAUUUCAAGAGAAAUUUUAGUAUUUUAUGCAAUUUUAACAUUUCUGAGUUUGAUGUAGAAGCAAAUGGAAAGCUUGUGUAAAAUAUACCAGGGUAAUGCAAUUUGCCAUCAUAUUAAACUAAGGUUUUUACCAAUGGUAUAGUGGCAAGGUCAGUAUCUUUAUGGUGGAUCAGCUGGUGGAUAAGUAAUCAUUUGUUUGGGCAUGUUUCGAAGAUCUGCAUAUUCAAAUUCGCCAAGUUGAGUACCAUUGCAAAUAUUGAGAAGACGUUUGUUAUUAUAGGAAAAAAACAGACUGGAAUGUUUUAUAACUGUUGUUUUCAAAACAAAGUUAUCGUCAAAUGCAGAGCUCAGAUAAAUCCUGAGAAACAUUUUAGUAUGGUUAAUAUCAUCACAAUUUUGAGGUUUAGAGCUGAUGCUGAUAUAUUCUGGAAUAUAUUGUCACAUUGUUAUUAUGGAGAAGAUGUUUGUUAUUAUAGGAAAAAAACAGACUGGAAUGUUUUUAUAACUGUUGUUUUCAAAACAAAGUUAUCGUCAAAUGCAGAGCUCAGAUAAAUCCUUAGAAACAUUUUAGUAUGGUUAAUAUCAUCACAAUUUUGACGUUUAGAGCUGAUGCUGAUAUAUUCUGGAAUAUAUUGUCAUAUUGUUAGAAGCAAAACCAUGUUUAUUGCAGAAGCUGCAUUCUCGAAACACCUUGCCUGUAAAUAAUUAAAAAGGGCUUAUAAAAUAUGUUUCCGUGUGUAA